CUCCUCUCCUCUCCUCCUCCCCCUCCCCCUCCUAUGUAGUCCCCUGGUUACCCCGUGCUGCCUGUGUCGCUCGGAUUCAUGCACGCGGACUCGCCGAGGGCUCCAGCGUGGGGGAUUUCAUUUACCUGAAGAUUAGUACAGCAAUAGAGUGCGGCAAUAGAGUAGUGGGAAGGCUUCUGGGUAUGGAUCGAUGGGCAUUACACUGUCGGUCAGAUCAGCCCCCCAGGAAAUCAUACUAGUGGCCUAGUUUGCUGAGGGUUGUUCCAGGAAGGGGCCCUGGUUUGCUUGGCAUCUGUGGGUCUGCAUUUCCGAUGCCUGAGUUACUGUUAUCUGAAUCUCAAGGCGGUGGCACGAGUCUUGACGCCGUUGCGGCUGCCAUUCGAGUGCUGGAGGAUGACCCCAUCACCAAUGCUGGCCGAGGUUCAAGUUUCACCGAGAGUGGUCGGGUCGGAUGCGAUGCAAGUAUCAUGGAUGGAACUGCAGGUUCCUAUGGAGCUGUCGGAGCUGUGCAACGUACCUGUGGAAAAAUAUCAGGUGUAAAGAAUCCCAUCCAAGUUGCAUUGCACUUGGCAAAUGAACAAAUUUCAGGCUCUUCACUCCUUGGUUUUUGGUCGGUGAGGGAGCAUGCCAAUGGGGAAAAUGUAAAGGAAUUGACAUAAUUGGAGCCACAUCGUAGGAGAAUAACGUAAACCCUCUUGUGGAGAAUUCUUCCAUCCAAUUCUUCAAUCCUAACCGCUGGUAAUUUACUAUUUCUUCUCCCAUUCUCACACAGUGGUUAGUGACUGGGAAUGCAAAAGCACAAUGGGUAAAAUACAGUGCGUUGCUUGCUAGUGCCAAGGAAUCGGUUGAUCGCUCCACUGCUUCUGCUUCAGAAUCUAGUGCAAUACAGUUGGACCCAUCAGGUUCCUUCAUCUUCUACAUAUGCUUGUUCAUUUUUCAUUUGUGCUUUAAUCCUUCCAAUGAUUCUGGCACCCAUAUUCGGGAUUCGGGGGCGAAACCCUAUGCCGCCGCCGGUUCCCCGCCUCCCCUUCUCCUCCUCCCCCGCCGCCGCCGGCAGCCGUCAUCGGGCUUGCCCGCUCGGCGGUAGGCGGCGGCUUCCCCGCGCACCCGCCUUGGCCUCUGGCGAGUCCCCCACCCUGCAUCGGCCGCCGCAACCCGCGUCUCCCCUGGUGGCCGCCGAGACCGACCCUCUGCGGCGGCCGUUGCCUUCGGUGUUGUCGCCCUGCGCCUUCGCCUGGGACGGCGCCACCCGUCAGAUCCGGCCGCCUCGGCCCUGGGAUCGGAGCCAGAUCCUCUGAUCCGGCGGCUGGUGGGCCGGGGUUCACCGGAUCCGCACGGAUUUGGCCGGCGUGGCCUUGCCUCGUCCUGCCCGGCUUGGUGUUUUCGCGGUGUGGUGAAUCCUGGUGGCGGCGGUGAGGGUCUUCCUCCAUGUCUCGACGGGAUGUGUGCGGUGGGUGGAUGCCGGGGCAGCGGCCUCGGGCGGUGUGGACGGGGGUGGAUGGAUGGCGUCUGGACCGCGUGGGCGGUGAGUUGCCGGUGGAUCUCCUUCGCGCUGCAGGCUCUCUCCCGCUGCACUUGACGGCUUACGAUCGCGGUCGUCGGCCUCGGUGCAUUCGCGAGAGCUGGUUGAGAUGACAUCGGACCGGAGGAAACUCUGGGUGACUCGUUCAUCCCGACGGUGGCGACGACCAGGGUCGCUGUUUUCCUCCUUGCAGGCGCCGUCGAGGUCCCUGCCCUCCACCCCGAAACCAUGCCCGGGUGAAAACCCAUAAUCUCCUGCGAUUGGGCGGCGGCGGCACUGCGAGUGUCGUACCCUUAUUGGAGGCAUCACCUGGGCGUUUGGAUGCUCGGUUAGAGGAACUGCAGGCGGAGGGGAUGGGACCAGUGGCAGUAGGUGGUGUUCGCGAAGGAGGAGCGGCGUGGCAUCUGGCACGUCGACAACGGCGGGUCUCAUCGGCAUGGAGCAGCGGGGUCUCGCCGGUGGGCGUGUGUUGAUGGACGAGCGCAGGGCGGUGGAGCUGUCUGGCGCCAUGGUGGCGUCGGCGGCAGCAAGACCGGGCAAGGUUCAUGCAGCAGUAUAGCACUGAAGAUGGAUUGGUGGCAGGUGGCUGCGGCGGCCUCAUACUCGGUAGGCGUCCUGGUUGAGGAGUGCGCCGGACUGAUGGGUGCCCCAUACCCGGCAGGCAUCCUGGUUAGGAC
Molecule: messenger RNA, 2199 nt
Organism: Triticum aestivum (bread wheat)
Lineage: Eukaryota; Viridiplantae; Streptophyta; Magnoliopsida; Poales; Poaceae
Product: putative threonine aspartase
Exons: 5
Coding region: 312-659 (115 amino acids)
Biological process (GO): protein maturation
Cellular component (GO): cytoplasm
Molecular function (GO): threonine-type endopeptidase activity
Source: RefSeq, a predicted model, not a curated record